AUGGCAUUCAUGCUCAUGCAGACGCCAGAUCCUCGAGAUAUAAAGGAUGCCUUGCCAGACCUUACCAACGUAACUCACAUCUUUCUUCCAAUCAACGACAACCCCUCAGUGACCGUGGCUGAAGGUGGUUCACACUGGUCUCUUCUGCUAGUCUCAAUUGUGGACGGCGUCGCUUUUCACUAUGAUUCUAUGCCUCCAGGAAACCAAGCAGAAGCAAACUAUGUCACUCAAAAGCUGGCUCGAUUAAUUCGGAAACCUCUUCGAUUCAUUCCACUCAAUGACAGCCCCUUGCAAGACAAUUCAUCAGACUGUGGUGUGUUUGUCUGUCUCAAUAUGAGACACCUUCUACUCAAAAGACUACUGAUGGUCAGGACCGAUGCCAAAGUCAGUAUGAGCUUGGGUGGGAGAAUGGUCGAUGCGACCGCUGGAAGAAAAGAGAUGCUAAGGAUUAUUGAUGAUUUCCGACGUGAGGGCGAGCGACGACGAUCGUAA
Molecule: messenger RNA, 492 nt
Organism: Exophiala aquamarina CBS 119918
Lineage: Eukaryota; Fungi; Ascomycota; Eurotiomycetes; Chaetothyriales; Herpotrichiellaceae
Exons: 2
Coding region: 1-492 (163 amino acids)
Biological process (GO): proteolysis
Molecular function (GO): deNEDDylase activity; cysteine-type peptidase activity
Source: RefSeq, a predicted model, not a curated record